Molecule: messenger RNA, 3855 nt
Organism: Pomacea canaliculata
Lineage: Eukaryota; Metazoa; Mollusca; Gastropoda; Architaenioglossa; Ampullariidae
Product: pancreatic lipase-related protein 2-like
Exons: 10
Coding region: 145-1638 (497 amino acids)
Biological process (GO): lipid metabolic process
Molecular function (GO): triacylglycerol lipase activity; protein binding
Source: RefSeq, a predicted model, not a curated record
CUUCAGAGCAGAUGGAGUCGGGGGUUCACGUAGUGUGCAGCUGGAAACAUGUAUGACGGGCAUGUUUUGAGUAGAAAAAUCUGAGCUGGUCGGGAAUUGGCUGGUAAAGGGGGCAAAAAACGCGAGGUCAGAGGUCACAGCAGAAUGGUGCACCACAAGAAGAACUGCACGAUGGCUGCCUGUUUCUACGCUCCGCUUCUCCUAAGUCUUUGCGCAGGGGCUAUUGGUGUGCCUACAGUAAUCCAGACCACAGAGCUUUGCCAUGGUGUUAGUUAUGGGCCGCUGGGCUGUUUCACAAGGGAUUACCCAUUUAACAACACCCUUGAGCUACCCCAGUUACCAGAAUUCAUCAACACUUCAUUCCACCUCUUCACGAGACGCAAUCCUUACAACCCUCAAUCUCUCAGUACACUAGAUAGCAUGAGAAGUGUUGGAGGCUCAAAUAUGAAUCCCAGCCAGCCUACUAAAGUUUUGAUUCAUGGAUUCUUGCAAAACUACCGGAGUCCCUGGAUUAUAGAAAUGACACAUGAACUGCUUGCACAAGAGGAUGUCAAUGUCAUAGCAGUUGAUUGGGGUGCUGGGGCGGGGUUCCCUUAUACACAAGCUGCAGCCAAUGUCCGAGUUGUUGGAGCUGAGGUCAAGCAUCUGAUCUCUAAGCUUGUGGUAGAGAAAGGUACCUCACCUCGGAAUUUUCAUGUCAUUGGGCACAGCCUGGGUUCUCAUGCUGCUGGACAGGCUGGCCGACUCCUGGCUGGGAGUCUGGGCAGGAUUUCUGGGCUAGAUCCAGCAGAUCCCAACUUUACAGACAUGCCACCAGAGGUGCGUCUGGAUCCAACAGAUGCUCGGUGGGUGGACGUCAUCCACACUGAUGGGUCUCCUUACACUGUAUAUGGAGGUUAUGGCACAAUGCAGCCUAUGGGCCACAUUGACUUUUUUCCUAAUGGAGGCAAGGAGCAACCUGGGUGUCAUGAAGACCAUUCUAUGUACAACUUCCUGGAGGAUGCUUACAGACAGGGCAUGACUAAUGCCGAGUACUCGAUGACGUGUAGCCACGAUCGGGCAAUCCUGCUUUUCAUUGAAUCCAUCAAUUCUCCAUGCCCGUUCACUUCCUAUCCUUGUGCCAGCGAGGAAGACUUCAAGGCUGGGCAAUGCUUACAAUGUGGGAACCGGCCUUGUCCAUCAAUGGGUUACAAUGCCAACCGGUACAAGCAGCAGGGCUCUUUUUAUCUCAGUACAUAUCCCAUUCCUCAAUACUGUGGUUUUCACUAUCUAGUGAGGGUACAGGUGGGAGAGGGAUCAUCCCAACUUACAGGGUCUCUACAUGCAACCAUUGGUGGUGAGCAUGGCCUUACUCCCGACCUCACAAUAUACAGUGGACAAAUGAGAGCAGGGGAACUUGGUGACGUGGUGCUGGCUCCAAUUGAUGUGGGUUACAUCAGGAACAUUACACUGACCUUACAGCUCAACACUGGCUUCUUAGGCUGGCUAUCGUCAAGGUCCAUUGAAGUUGAGAGCAUCAUGGUAGAGAGAAUACAGAACCGUAACACGGUGUACUUCUGUCCUUCAACGAAGACGCUAGUUCCUAGAGUGCCACUUCAAUUGAGUGGCCCAAGCACCACCACUUUGUGCCACUCGUGAUGACCCUAAUUGCCUCCGCAGACUCUUCAGACAAAAGCUUGGUAUGUUCUGUGACUGCUACUAAGGGUGCUGCAGCCUAGAAAUACUUUGCAUCAGCUGCCUGUUGCUUAGUUGUCUUUUUAUCAAUUGCCUCAUGGGCAGUUCUGAGAGUUGGCUCCGACGUGCCCCUUCUUUGGAUGUGAAGUACACUUCAUAUAUUCUUUCACUUUUAUGUGUGCACUGAGGCAUUUAAAUUUAUUUUGAUGUGUGCACUAAGACAUUUAAAGUUAUUAGUAUUAAACAGCCUUGCCUUGCAAUGUGUUAUAUUUAAAGUUUAAUUGUCUGUUUGCGAAUGUUAUUCUCUUGCACUGUGACAAUUGUAAUCAAUGAUAAUAACCCACUUGUCCUUCUAUGUAAAACUCUCUUCUCACUCAGUUUAUAUACAUACAUUCAUGCAUGUGCAAGUGUUUAUAUAUCUACAGAUAUAUAUGUCCUUUUUCUACAUACAUGCCCCACACAAGCAUGCAAAAAUAUGAACUAUAAAAGUUUGCAAUAUAUUAAUAAUUUUAAUUCAUUUACAGCAUGACCAUCUACAUUAAAUAUACAUUGUAAAUGUACAGAUUGAAAUCAUUACACCAUUCAAAAUACAGACGUACACAUCGUUUCCAGCACAUCACCAUGUACUAAGCUGCUGAAUAUGACCACAUUCCAGCUUCUGAUCACAUCCCUUGAAGCAUUCAUCAAAAUCAACACAAAUCCUUCACCUCUCUUCCUCCUCUAGCUCACAGGCAGUAGAGAAAACUAUGCGGUAGAUUCAACUAUGUCAUAAGUUACUGGGAAUAGCCUCAGUGUCUACAGCACUAAUGUAAGUUUUGAAAAAAAAGGCCAGAGACAGCAAUUGAAACUAAUAGCUUUUUUUAAAAACUGUAGUCUUAAAAAUAUAAGGACAACAAGGAUGCAUAGUAUGCCACCACCUGUACACUAAAUAUUUUGUUUAGAAACAUUAGUGGCAGACAUACCUACAGCUAAAUUUGCAUACAAAAUUCUAGUUGUUGGCUGCAAGGCUCACAGCAAGAUGUGCAGACAGCUGCUUCCAGAUAGCUUACAAGAAAAACACAGGAUUCACCCAGUAAUUAGCAAACUUAAUGUUUAAUUCUAACAAUUCUUUCCUCCUUAUCUAAAGAGCCAUUUAGGACAAGCAAAAAUGAAUCAAAAUGACUCUCAUCCCGAUCAAGACACUAAAUGCUAUUUUCAAAUAAUAAUAAUAAUGAAAACAUUAAAAAUGAUUAUUCUUACUGGAGCAUUAUCAGCUGUACUGUCAGCAAACCAGCAGUAGGUAUUGGUGAUAGGGGCUAGCUGUUUCUGUAUGGUGUGUGUGUGUCAUUGAUUUCUUUAGUAUUUCUCUGGUGCAUGCAGUUAAAAAUCUAGUGCCUGAACACCUGCUACAUAUACAGAAAACCCACAGAAAAAAAUUCACUAUAUGUUAUGAUUUAUAUAUUUCUCUUCCAAAUGCUAAUAACGUUAAGAUGUGUAAUAAUUUUCACUUUGACAGAAAACACAAUGGUUAAUUUACGACGUCGCUAGGGAUGCAUCAAAACACAGGACCUAUAAAAUUUUCAUGAGAUACUGCAUGCGUGUAAGCCAGUCAUUCAUAGCUAAGAAACUUAAUUCAAUGUUGCAGUAAAAAAUAAAACUGUACAGAAUAAUUCACCUGAAUCAAAUUUUACUUAAAUAUUAAACACUGUAAACAUUGAUAUGAUAGCACAUACAGUACCUUGAGAUAUGUUUGAACUAAUUUUCUAAACCAAGCCAUUAUCCUCAAAAGUCUGAUUCCCAAGAACAGUUACCCUGACAAAAUGCAUAUAAAACAGUGGGUGUCUUAUCAUUUUCCUCACCAAGGUAUGAAAUAGCAUAUGUUACAGGACUUUUAACUUGUGUCAUACACCUUUUCCUUCAUCUCUUAUUUGGCAUUAGUAGGUAUUGAAAAAUUUGAGGUAUGUCUAGGUAGCAGCCAAGUUCAUGGACUGAGAGUAAGUAUAACAGGUAGUGUGUAACUUAUGUUUUAGAAAACUGUGUGUGUGUGUAACUGUCGUAUAAGCAACAUAUCAUCAAAGAUAAUCAGAAAAUAAUAAAUAUUAGUUAAUAGACAGCCAAGUUUUAUUUCAAAUAAAAUGUUUCAAACUGCUGUUCUGAAUUGGCUGAUUUUCAAAAGCAUGUUCUAACAUGCUCGCCACUGUU